GCAGCCUCAAAGGUUCCCGUGAUUGCUAUGUUUGCUGGAUGUGGAGGGCUUGAACUGGGCCUUUCAAGGCCUGUGAGUGCUAUGUUGCAUGUUCCAUCAAAAGCGUUCAACGACCUGUCCGUUGUGUUUGGUUUCAUUGCCAGGUAUGUUUCUGCAAUUGCCUUUGUCAUCGACUUGGUCGAACGAGACAGCUACUGUCAGCAAAUUUUGAAGAAAAGGAUGGAUGAGGGAUUGCUGGAGAGAGUGGAGAUCCAUUCUGAUGUGACUACCUACGAUGGUUCCAAGUCCCGCGCGUUGGGCUGCGGAGGGGGCUUCCCUUGUCAGGGAGUUUCGACAGCGUCCGCCCAGGGUGGGCUCAAGGACAAACGCACCGGACUUGUCAAACACAUUUUUCGUGUGUUUGACACACUUCCGCAGAAACAGCAGCGCUUUUUGUACUUUGAAAACGUGAAGGCCCUGCUCGGGAAGAAGCAGUCAAUGCGGAAUCUCUUUCAUUACGUUGCCCAGGACUUUUGUGUGCUUUAUAAUUUUCAGUGA
Durusdinium trenchii is the source of this 537-nucleotide messenger RNA. Lineage: Eukaryota; Dinophyceae; Suessiales; Symbiodiniaceae. The record is from the annotation of a GenBank genome assembly.